CCUUAAGAGUACUGAACAGUGCUCGCAGUGUAUGUCGGAAUAUACCCAAAGAUAUGUGGCAGCACUGAUGGAGCACCGAGCACCAGACUUGUGCUGAAGAUCGUGAUUAAAGUAAUAGUGUUUCUUAAUAUAACGAAGUCUAGUUCCACUAAUUGUGAAGUGUGUAUUAAAAAAUAAUCAAAUAUGGGUCGAAGAUCGAUAAAUACCACGAAAAGUGGAAAAUACAUGAAUCCCACAGACCAAGCUCGUAAAGAAGCACGUAAGAAAGAACUAAAAAAAAACAAGAAGCAACGUCAACUGGUAAGAGCUGCUGUAUUGAAGGGCAAAGACCCAGCUCAAAUUAUUGAGGAGAUGGAAAAAAUAGAUCAGAUGGAAUACAAUGUUCUGCAGCCUCCACCUUUAAAUGAAAAAGUUCUCAAAGACAAACGAAAAAAGCUCAAAGAAACCCUAGACAGAGUCUUAAAAAUGUAUGCAAAGGAUGAUCAAGAAAAAUGGACUGAAUUAAAAGAACAAUUGAUUCAAUAUGAACGACGAAGAAUCGAUUUGGUCACCUAUUUUGAGGCUGUGAGGCAUGCACAGCAGGUCCAAGUUGAUGAAAUCCCACUUCCUUCAGCUGGUGGUGAUGUUACGCGGAUUUAUUCUGGAGCUUUGACAUCUCAGAUUCCAUUACCUGAGAUGCCACAACCAACUACACAUCUUUAUCCUGCCCAUUCUCAUUUUAUGCCCCAUCAUCAUCCUCUGAUAAAUAUUCCUAUACCACAAAGUAUAUUGAAAAAAACUAGUGCCUAUUCAUCAGCUAUGUCAGCCACUCCCUUACUACCACUCAACAAAGAACCUCCAGGAGUGCCACCGUUUCCUCCACCAGAUUUAUCUAGCGACGACGAAGAAUCGGCUGAAAAGAAUAAAGAUUCGACCCUCAAAUCAAGAACAAUUCGUUUUGCUGAUGACAAGGAGGAUAAAAAGAUGGAAUUAGAAACCAGAGAAAAAGUUAAAGAAAGAGAAAUUGAGAAAGAAAAGGAAAAGGAAACGUCACAGGUAAAGCCGACAACUCUGCAGCAGAAAAUGUUGGCAAUGGCUGGACAAGAUAUCGAUCAGUUUAUGCGGGAAAUGGAAGUUGUGCAUAAGAAAAGAGAAACAGAAAGAGCACAGGAUUUGAGUGCACGGUUAACAUUGCUGGAUGCCGAUACUAAUUCCAAAAACAAUUCCAAUGGAAAAUCUGACCAGGAUGAUAACAUCGAACCUCCCGGAUUAAUGGAUCAUCCGCCACCACACAAUCCACAUCAUCCUCAGCAUCCACAUCAACAUUCACUCCCACCCCUCGGCCUUCCACCACCGCCACUCCUUUAUCGUCCUCCACCACCGCCUAUGCACGCUCUUCGGAUGCCGCCACCACCUCCGCCACGUAUUGGACUUAGGCUACCACCAGGUCCACCACCUGGUAUGCCUCGAUUACUUCGACCAGGACCUCCUGGCAUGCCAAGAAUGCCUCCGCCACAAAUGCAAAUCGCAAAUAUGACUAGCUUGGCCAAUAUAGCGAAUUCCCAAAUUCAAACUCAAACAGCUCCAGGAUCUCAGCCUAAAACUCCAAACGUAUUAUCAGCUGCUCCACAACUGAUUAACAGAAAAGAUAAGGAUGGAAAAGGCUUGAGUACAAUUGAAGCUAAACCCCAAAUUAGAAAUCUAGCUGCAGAUAUCACCCGUUUUCUACCAACUUCGCUUAGAGUCAAACGAGAUGAUAAGAAGAAACCUAGUUCUUUACCCAAGAUGCCUGACAGACUUCCUGAGAACCAACCUCAAAGACUGUUGCAACCCAAAACAAAAGAUGACGCUUACAUGCAGUUUAUGCAAGAAAUGGAAGGAUUGCUUUGAAAAAUCAAUCUCUGUAUUUAUAUUAAUUAUGUCCAAGCAUGCACCAAGGUACACAGGCUGAUCCUAUACAAAAUUGUUCCACAUAUGAUUAUUCUGAACUAGAUCAUUCCACGCAAAACGACCUUGCACAUAUAUCUACGUAAUUUAUCAACUUAAACACGUAUAAUUGUGGAGGUACUUUCCUACAAUAUAAUCAUUGAUAUUAGUCACAAACUCAAGUGUUUUUCUGAAUAAAGAAUUCAAUUGUUACUUCCAAAAAUAAGAGAAUCAUGAAAAACUUUGAUUUGUAUUAAUAGGAUAGUUGGAUUUGAACAUAAAUUUUGUAGAAUCUCCAUGGAAAGGAAUCCACGUAUAAUUUUUGUAGUGCAGAUUCUUCGGACAAAAUUUCGUAAUUUUAUUUUAGUAAAAACAUAGUACUAUUUAACCCAAAAAGUGUGUUUUAUACUACAACUGUAGUGAUAAACAAGAUGAGAUGGAAUUGUGCAUGACCACAUACAUCUUAGUGCCCACGCAUAGCUGUGAAGUCGGACAUUCAAUUCAGCGCAGAGAACUUCUUAGAGAUUUCAGUGACUAUAUCCUUUAUGCAUAUAGAAUAAUUGCAUAUAAUUAUGUAGAAUGAUUUCGUGUAAGACAAUUUCGCGUACCAUAUUGUGAGG
Messenger RNA from Neodiprion virginianus, 2525 nucleotides. RefSeq names its product WW domain-binding protein 11. Gene Ontology annotation, biological process: mRNA cis splicing, via spliceosome. Lineage: Eukaryota; Metazoa; Arthropoda; Insecta; Hymenoptera; Diprionidae. Bases 184 to 1869 code for a protein of 561 amino acids. The record is from RefSeq and is a predicted model, not a curated record. Gene Ontology annotation, cellular component: spliceosomal complex. The transcript is spliced from 7 exons.